CAUAAUUAAGCGCUUGUUUUAUAUAUAAUGAUAUGAUUUAAUACACGAAACCAUUGGUUGCGAUAUUUUUUAUAUAUUUUAUAAAUUUAGUGUAAAAUUAAUUGUAAAAAGUUUUAUAUUUUUUGAUUACAAAACUAAAAGUGAUUUUUAAUUACAAUUAGUGUUAAUAAUUGACACAAACUUUGAGUACAAAAUGCAUUUCAAUUGAAAUUAAUUGUAAAUAAAGUCUUCAGCGCUUUUGUGGUACGGAUCAAGUGAUUGGUGAUUAUCGUCGGCCGCAAUGGCUUCAGCCAAACGCAAACGACCCCUUCCUCUGGUGCUAAACUGCGUCAGCGGUUCCUUCGAAGACAAAAACAAUGACUUCUUGUGUCCCAUCUGUUUCGAGAUCAUCGAAGAGGCGAAUGUCACUAAAUGUGGACAUACUUUCUGCUUUAAGUGCAUCUCAAUGUCUUUGGAGAGGAGUAACAGAUGUCCGAAAUGUAAUUUCGUUGUCGAACAGGUCUUUCCCAACUUCUUGCUGAACGAAUUAAUCACAAAACACCACAAAUUGGUUCUCCAGAAGAAGAUUGACGCCGGAAAAAAUAACCCGCGAGAGAUGACUGAUUUGCAGGAACUACUUAUCACUAAAUCGGAUCAAUUGGAUUUGUCUGAUGUUAACCUAUUGCUCGACUCAUUAGCUCAACGAAAAAUACUCUUAGAAGCCAGUUGUAAAGAAAUUGAAAACGAUUUGUUGAAGGAUUUUCUACUACAAGUGCGUAACCAUAAACAGGAACAGUUGGACCAAUUGACUCGUGAGAUUCGUCUCAUCGACGAAGACUGUCGUCGUGUCGAUGAUCUCAUCGCCAACGAAGCGCUUAACAAACUAAACGCAACCAUUAAUAACGCGGCGGCGAAUGCGGACAACAGCGGCAAUAACGCCGACUCUACCGGCUCUGCGCUCGAGCGAGACGUGUGGCCGUCGCCCGAACCCAGCAGUAGCAGCGGUCUGGGCGUCAGCGGCGGCGGUGGCGGCAGUAGCGCCAGCAGUGGCUCAACAGUUCCGUGUCUGGACAGUAGUGCGGCCUUCAAUCGGCACAGUUUGUCGGCCAGUGAUAUGAAACAGCCGUGGCUUCAGUCGUCGCUCAGCAGUCGGCGCAAGAAAAUGCACUUCCAUUUCGAGGACUUAGAGGACUGUUACUUCACAACACGUGCCAAAAGCCUAGUGCUGUCCUCUUCGGACGACGACACCUCCGUCGACGGUCUCCAAGAGUUCAGCGGAACGCUCAAUAAGUUCACGUCGUUCAGCAGUUUGCGACCGUUGGCCACACUGUCGUACGCGUCGGAUCUGUUCACCGGUUCGUCGAUAGUGUCGAGCAUUGAGUUCGACAAAGACGGCGAGUACUUCGCGAUCGCCGGCGUCACCAAAAAGAUCAAAGUGUUUGAAUACGCGACUGUCGUGAAGGACACGCUUGACAUCCAUUACCCGAUCAAUGAGAUGGAGUGCACGUCGAAGAUCUCGUGCGUGAGUUGGAGCUCCUAUUAUAAGUCAAUGAUGGCCAGCAGUGACUACGAGGGAACGGUCACCAUAUGGGACGCGUUCACCGGCCAGAAGAUGCGCACAUUUCAGGAGCACGAGAAGCGGUGUUGGAGUGUCGACUUCAACCGCGUGGACACCAAACUCGUGGCCUCGGGUUCGGACGACGCCAAAGUGAAACUAUGGUCCGCUAAUAUGGAGAACUCCGUCACCUCUUUGGAGGCGAAGGCCAACGUCUGUUCCGUCAAAUUCAAUCCCUGCAGUCGUUAUCAUUUGGCGUUUGGAUCCGCCGACCACUGCGUCCACUACUACGACCUCCGCAACACUAAAAACCCGUUAAUGGUAUUCAAAGGACAUAAGAAAGCGGUGUCUUAUGUGAAGUUCUUGAACAAAGAGGAGAUCGUCUCCGCGUCGACCGACAGUCAGCUAAAACUGUGGUCAACGGUGAAGACGCCGAGCAUUCGCUCAUUCAAAGGACACAUCAAUGAGAAAAAUUUUGUCGGUUUGGCCACCGAUGGAGACUUUAUUGCCUGCGGCAGUGAAAACAAUGCACUUUUCGUUUACUAUAAGGGCUUAAGUAAACAAGUGUUGACUUUUUGGUUUGAUUCCGUCCGCGUAUUUGACAAGGAUAAGCGAGAGGACGACACGAGUGACUUUGUGUCGGCCGUGUGCUGGCGCUCGGGCAGCAACUGUGUGGUGGCCGCCAAUAGUCAGGGAACCAUAAAGAGAGCGCGGCGUCGGAGGAACGGCAGGCGCCAGAAGCCGGGCGGCGGUGGCGGCCGACAGACGGGACACUUAAUAUCGGCAGUGAAUCGUUUGGACAACUGCUAUGACUCGCGCGGAUCGCUCACCGACGACAUCACCUCUCAAUCGCAUCAUCAACAGAGAAGAAUGGCUGUGAUGUCUGAGAUCGAGGAACAGGAGAGGAAGAUUGUCAACGAGUUCUGUCACUUCCUCGAGAAGUCCAAACAGCUAUUCAACGGUCUCAGACAAGUGUUGGACGCGAAAUACGGACUCAAGAGGUGGCAAAUCGGCGAAAUUGCCUCAAAGAUCGGACAACUAUACUAUCAUUAUUAUCUUCGGACGAGUGAAACCAAUUACCUGAACGAAGCCUUUUCCUUCUACUCGGCGAUCAGAGCGAGAGGUUAUUAUAGCAAAGCCGCUAAAGAGGAAAGGGCUGACCUUAUGGUCAAGAAAUUGCGAUAUUUCGCCAGAUUUAUCGUCGUUUGCCUUUUGCUCAAGAAAAUGAAAUUAGUUCGCGAUUUAGUCCGGGAAUUGGCGAAACAGAUCGAGGAUUACACAGUGACUUACGAUCCCGACGAUCAGCUCGAGUGGUCGCUAGUAUUAAGUGAAAUUAAAUCGUUCAUCGAGGCCGAUAACAUAGUAACGGUUGUAGACAUGGAUAACAUUCCGCUUAUUAUAUCUCAUCGCUUGAGUCCAAUGAAUACACCGCCUCUCGAGAAGUUGGCCACAACUCAUUUGACAUUACAAGAGAUACUCAUUGUCGGCAACUGUUCCGAUCAGGUGAAAUUCAGUGAAUUAACGCUCGAUAUGUUUCGGAUGCUUCAGGCGCUGGAAAGGGAGCCUCAGGAGGACAUCGCGCAGAUGUACGACAUCUCUCCAGCGCCCGGACGUAUGCCUUUUGGUGCGGAAAACGGUGACCACCGCGGCGUCGGUGGCAGCGGUUCCGUUAAACGGGAUAAUCCACACAAAUACCUUCUUUAUAAGCCAACGUUCAGCCAAUUCUUUGUAUUCCUGGCCUCCGGUUUCAAAGAAUUGCCCGCAAAUGGCGUACUAUUGCUGUAUCUGUCGGCCGACGGAUGCUUUGUUAAUAGACAACACACCGACGACGUUGGUUACGAUUACGGCGGAGUCAUAACGAACACCAAACUGCGUGAGUCGGGCGCCGGCGGCGACCACUCGGCCAACAAACGAAAUAUGAUGGUUAAGGAUAUGCAUUGUCUAUAUCCGGGCGAUCUCUACCCAUUCCUGCGGCGGCCGCUGUUCCUCAUCGUCGACAGCGACAACUCGACGGCAUUCCAACACAUCCCCCGCUUCUUCGGCCAACCGUUGGUGGUGUUGAUGUCGCCGGAAGAGAGUCCGCCGCCGUUCCACGACCAGCAACACAAGGGCUCACUGUUCACGCUAUUCCUUCACUGCCCGCUGACUGCCAUCUGUUUGAUAUCCAAUAUCAUUGAGCUGUCGAUACAACUGUGGGAGAAGGGACAGCAACAGAUCGACCGCUUCAUGGCAGAGGCCGGCCGACUGCUGGUCAGAGCGCGAUCACUGGAUCCGGCGUACCUCCAGUUCUAUGGCGACGACUUUCUGCGGCUACAGAUCUUGCGCUUCAUAUUCUGUUCGGUUGUCAUGAAAAUGCAUCGACUCUUCAAAGGUCGGCGAACGUAUUCACCCAAAUGUCAUCCGCCGAUACCGGAGAACGAGAUCACAGACGCGCCGAGUCUUCGGCGACUCAUUCUGGAGACGGCCGUCAUUUUGGACAUUCGGUCCCUCUUUAAUGAUGUGGAGGACGAAUGACAUACAGUUGCUGUUGACAUGAUGUUUACGCUGGCGUAGGAGAGGCACUGAUGAGUGAAAUGUUACUAAACUAUACAAAACACCCCACACUUUGCCACCCGACCCGACCCGACCCGAGCGCCGGUCUGUCCGACCGGUGUUUGUCCGCAAACCUCCCGUCGAAUGUCGAGUAAGUGAGACGAUAGGGACUCGCAAUACAUUCGACUCCACCUUUUUUAGGUGAAAAUGCAUUACAAUUAUACUUAACUAUAAAAUAUAUAUUAUUAUUAUAUUAUAUAUAUUUCGACCAAAUAUUUCCCUCAAUUUUACUCCAAUUUUGAAUUCACGAUAAAUUCUUUGCGAAAAAAGCAAAAGAAAGCAACAAAA
Messenger RNA from Medioppia subpectinata, 4414 nucleotides. The record is from the annotation of a GenBank genome assembly. Lineage: Eukaryota; Metazoa; Arthropoda; Arachnida; Sarcoptiformes; Oppiidae.